Colletotrichum navitas is the source of this 1497-nucleotide messenger RNA. Its product is annotated as phosphoesterase. The record is from RefSeq and is a predicted model, not a curated record. Gene Ontology annotation, molecular function: hydrolase activity, acting on ester bonds. The transcript has a single exon. Bases 1 to 1497 code for a protein of 498 amino acids. Gene Ontology annotation, biological process: phospholipid catabolic process. NCBI's taxonomy places the organism in Eukaryota, Fungi, Ascomycota, Sordariomycetes, Glomerellales, Glomerellaceae.
AUGGUGCACAUUAUCCCACUUCUUGUCGCCGCAGGCAUGGCGAUGGGAGCCCCCAACAAGAUUGCUGGUCGGAAUGGUUACAACAAUGGUAUGAGCUCGACGGCUGACAAUCAGUGCGCGUCGACAUCGGCAGUCACUCAGUACACGUCGACCUCGACUGGCAGUCAAUACACGUCGACCUCGACUGGCAGUCAGUACACGUCGAUCUCGACUGGCAGCCAGUACACGUCGACAGCAACUACGUCAACAUCGACUACAUCGACCCCGGCUGACCUUCAAUACACGGAGACAGAACCGGCAGCUAUAGCAGCGGCGGCAGCGACUGCCUUGACCUUGUCGCCUGUGUCCAACGUUACAGGCAAAGUCUUCAAUCGCAUCAUGCAGAUCUACCUUGAGACAACUGCAUAUGAGAACGCCAUUGCCGACCCCAACUGCCAGGCUCUCAUCGAGCAAGGCAUCUUGCUGUCCAAUAUGUACGGGGCAGGAGCUCCCAGUCAGCCCAACUACGUGGCACCGGCCAGCGGUGAUAUCUGGGGUGUUAACAGCGAUUCAUUCCUCCUAUUCAACCAGAAUGUGUCCACCAUUGUUGACCUGCUCGAAGACAAGGGCAUAAGUUGGGGCGAUUACAACGAGGGGCUGCCCUACUCGGGAUUCGAGGGCUUCACGUACACCAACCCUGUUGAGGGAAAUUACGCGCGCAAGCAUAAUCUCCUCGUGCGCUUCGACUCGGUUAGCUUAGACUCGGAGCGCCUGGCAAAGACAAAGAACUUGACGCUCUUCUACGAGGACCUCAACAGCAACCGCCUUCCACAGUGGCUGUUCGUCACGCCCAACCUGGCUCACAACGGACAUGACACCAACAUCACCGUGUCAUGCAACUGGACUCGCAGCUUCGUUGAGCCGCUAUUGAAGAACUCUAAUUUCAACGACGGAAAGACGCUUGUCUACAUCACAUGGCAGGCCAACGGUCAGUAUCCGUUGGCCCGCAACCAUGUAGCCGGUAUUCUUCUCGGCUCAGCUGUCCCCAGUGACCUGGUCGGUACCUCCGACAGCGCCUACUACAACCACUACAGCGAGCUGUCGUCGGUCCAGGCGAACUGGAACCUGCACACCCUCGGUCGGUGGGACGUCGGUGCCAAUGUGUGGAAUUUCAUUGGCUCCAAGACGGGCGACGCCCUUCGCUAUUGGAACGACACGAUUGCCGGCGACAGCUUCGUUAACUACUACUGGAACCAGAGUUAUGGCGGCGUUUUCAGCAACGGCUGCAAUCUUCCGCACAUCUACGUCGCCCCGAAUCUCGACAUCCUUGGAGGUGGCUACCGCACCGUACUGCCGGCUAUUGCCCGCCUGUGGUACGGCUCGGGUCUGCCUGACUACUACCGCAAUAUCAUCGAGGUGAACGAUGCCCUGCACCCGCCCAAAGGCUUCGAAGUGCCCAUUGGUCUCUCUACUGCUAAGGAGAUCGAUGGUCCUAUCCGUUACUGGCCCAAUGACUGA